ACUUUAAUUUGACAUUUAUAAAAACUAAAAACUUAAAUUUUCUCAUUAUAUUAAUAAUAAUGUUUUAAUUUUUAGUUGCACCAUGGAAACUCAUAAAGGUGCGUUAUCAUUAUUACAAGAUUAUGGUGAUAAUUCAUCAGAUGAAGAAGUUCCUUUUGGUAGAGUGUCCACAAAACGUAGUUAUAAAGAGGAUGAAGAAAAUGAAUCUACAAAGAAGUUAUUUUUACCAUCAAUAAUUAGUACUAAGGAAAUCGAUAAUCAUCUUGAUGAUCCAUCUAUUCAUGAUGGUAGAAUUCGUUCGUUUCCACAUGAACGAGAUUCUUGGGCUACUUAUGUUUAUAUUUCUUGUGAACCAAAUGAAGGUAUUCAACACAUAAUAAAACUAAUUGAUGAACAUAUACCCGAUAUUAAAUCAACAAGUGAUUUUCAUAUAAGUUUAACUAAAGUUGUUGUGUUAAGAUAUCAUUGGAUUGAAUCAUUUGUAACAACCUUAAAAGACAAUUUGGGCUUAAUGAAACGUUUUUUAAUAAUGUUUGAUUCAUUGAAAGUUUAUUGUAAUGAAGAUCGAACAAGAACCUUUAUAGGAUUUGUAGUUAAAACAGGAUAUGAUACCUUAGCAAAAUUGGUUGAAAUUUUAGACAAAUGUUUAAAUGAAUUUAGAUUACCUAAAUUUUAUGAGGAAAAAAGGUUUCAUAUGAGUAUAGCAUGGUGUCUUGGAGAUCAAGAAGAAAACAUCAAACAGAUUUUACCUGAAUUAAAUGAUCAAUUAUUAAGUGUAAUGAGUGAUUAUCCCGAAGAUUAUUGGUAUAUUAUAGUCGAUAGAUUGGAAUGUAAGAUUGGAAAUAAAUAUUUUAGUUUUGGGACAUCUUAAUACAUUUUUUUGAUGAUUAA
Molecule: messenger RNA, 891 nt
Organism: Onthophagus taurus
Lineage: Eukaryota; Metazoa; Arthropoda; Insecta; Coleoptera; Scarabaeidae
Product: U6 snRNA phosphodiesterase 1
Biological process (GO): U6 snRNA 3'-end processing
Cellular component (GO): nucleus
Molecular function (GO): 3'-5'-RNA exonuclease activity
Source: RefSeq, a predicted model, not a curated record